GUAGCAUCUGCCGCAUUUUGCAGCGCUUCGCGAGCACGGAGUCCAGUGAUCGUGCUCAGAGGAAUAACAACAUGUCUCCGGUGCUGUGAUGGAAGUAGAAGGACACUGCAAACGACCAGCACGCGCGCACUGAGCGGCAGUCAGUGAUGACAUCACGCAGGUAUUGUCUGACACUUCCCAAUUCCUAACCACAUUCACCAUGGCAACAGGAAGAAAAGGCUCCACCUCCAAAGCGGGUGGAGUGCGUUUCCCUGACGAUGACGAGCCCCCUGGCUCUCCAACACGGAGAGACGACCAGUCAAACCUUUCUGCUCUCAUUGCUAUCCCAGAGAAGGAUGGCAGCUACUUGGUCAAGGCCGGUUUCCUGAAGAGCCACCACUGUUAUGAGAUCGUCUUCAGUGUUCCAGACGUACCCACACCGGGCAAAGAGCUCUCCUGUCUUCCUUCCUCUUCUCCGACUCGGAGGUCCCCCAGCCUGCGGGUCCAUCGUAUUAACUCCACUCUGGAGGGUGAGUUCAGAGGAGUGAAGGUAACAUGUGAGUACAGGACUCACCAGGAGGGGGUGCUGCAGGAGGAGAUCACUCUGAUGACCAAAGGCAGGAAGGACAGCAGUCUGAAGGUCAGACUGCAGGCCAGGGUCAUUGACCCUCAUCAUGGAACUCCCAUGCUGCUGGAGGGGGUGAGGUGCAUGGGGCCUCAGAAAGACGCCCACACAAAGCACAGCAGCGAUCGUAAGAGGAUAUGAUGAAAAGAUACACACAGUAUACAAGGGUAUUAGUCAGUAAGUGGGUCAGGGCUCAGAGUUGUAGUAUAGAAACACCAAAAUGUGUUGCCCAAAUUAGAAACAGCUUUAAUUGACUGGGGGAAAAUGAAUAAUGUAGUAUUUCAGAAUAUUUGUUGGACAAUAAGAGGUCAAACAAAUACUGUAAUUAACAUGGAUCAAUUUUCACAAUAAUCCAAAGUGCUGAGUUGUUUAGAAAAAUGCUUAAAUAACAAAGUUUAAAUAACACCAGCCUGCAGCAGCUCUGGAUGGACAGUUAACAAAUGUUGUCCAGUUGACAUAGCCAUGAAGCCUCUGUUGUUGGAGAGGUACGGUAAGCCAGCACUGAGCACUAGCCAGCUUACACAUUACACUUGUACACACACACGUCUCAGAUUCUGAGUCAUACUGUCCCCUGUUCCUUAACUAUGUUCACUACAUACCAUAAAGAACAUUUGCCAAAACACAGUGCAGUAAAAUGUUUGUGUCCAUCAGGACUGAACAGUUGCCAGACGGUGAUGGCGCAUUAAUUAAUGUUACUUUAUCUUGGCAUAAAAUUUCCAUGGCGGUCUCAUGAGUGUUUCUGAUCUCACUGCAGAGGCUUCAGUAACAGGGCGAGCUGGCCUGGUGUCACCCACAGUUCUUAGGUCUUCUCUGAAGCUGACCACCUGCAGACAGUUUGCUUGAAAAGAAAAAUCCAAUAUGGAAUCUGCUGAAGUCUGAGGGAUGUAGUUAGCAGGAUUUGAGCAGGGUGACAUGUUUACUGCUGCUGUUGAAGUUUGCUGGCAACUGAUGUUUUGGUUGCAGUCGGACUAUUGCACCAAUACAAUUCUCAUUGUACCACUGAUAUAUCACAUGAGGACAACUGAUUCAACUUCAGUGACAACACUUUAGCUGGGGCCACUUGCUCAUGGGCACUUUGGCAGCACUGUUUGCAAUAAGAGCCUGUGGCUGCUCAGCAGCUUUCUUAACCAGUCCACCUGUCUGAUGACAGGGGGACCGUUUUUUUAUUCCUGUAUUUCUCAGUAGCCAUAAAUGAAAAAGAGGAGCUCAUGAGGAUUUUCCCAUAUAACCACAGUCUGUUGUGUGUCGUUUUAACUGUAGCUGGCAAUUAGCUGUAUAACAUGGUACUUUAAGCAGCACGAUGCUAUUAAGAAAUGUAUGCUAUUAAAACAUGUUCUGUUUUUGGGAAAAAAAAGGAUCUGCCUUAAGCACCUGUUCUGUUGACAUCAGCGUAACCUUCUUCAUGUGUAUUAUAACAUCAGCAAAUGAGAGAAUAUGUUAAGAAUGAGUUCUUUUAAAUACACUGCUAAUGCUGUUACACAGCCCUUUAUUUGCAUGGUUUUUAUGUGAUGAAGUGCAACCAAAUCACCUGCCAUGGCCAAGUAAUUAAGACAGGUCAGGUGGAUGACAGGCCUUAGAGCCAACAGAAACGUGUCAAAUGUUUGUUUUUUUUUAUUAUACUGUAUUUAUUAUACUGAAUCUUCUGAAAAAGGAAGCUGCAGCUAAACGUUAGUUAUUUAUUACAGGGAUAGACUGGAAACCUUUUGGUAUGUUGUCUGAUUUAAAUAAGCUUUGAAUAACACUAAGAUAAUGUGUGUAUUCUUGGUAGAUCAUCAGCUCCGUGCUAACAUUUUAGCACACACUCUGUUGAGUAAUCAAAUCCAUGCUAACCCUUUUGCACACAGUAAAUUAAAUAACUACAUUCAGUUCAGUUCAAUUGAGUUUUAUUCAUAUAGCAGUGAAUCAUAACAGAAGUUAUUUCAAGGCACUUUUCAUAUACAUGAAUCGUUCUUAAAUCUCAGCUGUCAACAGUGUCAUUACAAAUGAUAUAAGAUGUGACUAAGGGGCAGUUGACAGUAAGUUAUUAUCACAGCUGUACACCUAAGCAGCUGUUAUUGAUCAAUAAACCAUUGUCUUUGUUACUCAACAUGGAUGUUUAGUGGAAGUGCUGGAGUGGAGCUUUAAUAUCUGUGAUCUACCAAAGACACACCAGUGACCAAAUAUAAGGAUUGUGAAUACACUUGUCUGUUUAUAUAGGCCUCAGUGAUUGUGGAUGGUUGGCCUGCAGUGUGUGUGUACAUAUUGUGGUGCUCUGUUGUCUGACUGUGACCUGCCACUAUACACUGUGUGUC
Molecule: messenger RNA, 2895 nt
Organism: Toxotes jaculatrix (banded archerfish)
Lineage: Eukaryota; Metazoa; Chordata; Actinopteri; Toxotidae
Product: UPF0687 protein C20orf27 homolog
Exons: 6
Coding region: 200-745 (181 amino acids)
Source: RefSeq, a predicted model, not a curated record